This is a messenger RNA of Gadus macrocephalus (Pacific cod), 1616 nucleotides long. RefSeq names its product alpha-2-HS-glycoprotein-like. The record is from RefSeq and is a predicted model, not a curated record. Gene Ontology annotation, cellular component: extracellular region; extracellular matrix; blood microparticle. The transcript has 7 exons. Gene Ontology annotation, molecular function: cysteine-type endopeptidase inhibitor activity. Gene Ontology annotation, biological process: negative regulation of endopeptidase activity. The coding region runs from base 118 to 1419 and encodes 433 amino acids. NCBI's taxonomy places the organism in Eukaryota, Metazoa, Chordata, Actinopteri, Gadiformes, Gadidae.
CUAGGAUACAUAUACCAGGGAUGAACGUCACCUGGUCUCCCUAUCGUACUCUUGACUCGCCUCGAUCGCUAUCGGCAGAUCUUAAACCUUUUGGCCCUGUAGCCCAUCUUGCGGAAAAUGUGCUCCAUGAGCAUCGCCGUGACUCUGGUUCUCGUGGCACUGGGGGCCCAAGGGCUGCCAACUGUAGGGCUGCCCCCCGGCGGACUGCCCCCCGGCGGACUGCCCCCCGGCGGGUUGCCCCCCGGCGGGUUGCCCCCCGGCGGGUUGCCCCCCGUCGGGCUACCCAUUGUCAGUCGGCCUCCAUGCGAUUCUCCUGACAUAGAAGCUGUAGCCAUGGUGGCUCAGGAUUACCUAAAUGGCCAACACACUCACGGCUACAAGUACGUCCUGAACAGGAUUGAGGACGUAAAGAUCAUCACAACGCUCAGUGGAGAAGCUACAUACCUGAUGGAGGUGGACCUAUUGGAGACAAGCUGCCAUGUGCUGGAUCCCAAGCCUCUUACCAACUGCUCUGUCAGGCCCAAAGUGAUGACGGCAGUUGAAGGAGACUGCGACGUGGUGUUGAAGCAGGUGGGCGGGGCUCUAAGCGUCACCGCCUUCAAAUGUAAAACUGAAGAGUCAAGAGAAGACAUGUGCCCCGACUGCCCCACCCUCCUCCCCCUGAAUGACACCAUUGGAUUAGACUUUGUCCAGGCGUCUCUAGGAACCUUCAACGUCAGAACCAAUCAGACCUUCAGCCUAAUGGAGGUUGGGAGGAUGUCCAAAAAGCCGAUAUCUGCUGGAGACAUCAUUGCCGCUGAGUAUGUCAUAAUAGGAGCCAAUUGUACAAGCAGUGAAUGUGUGCCCUUGGAUAAUGCUGAACAAGGCUUUUGCGUGGCAGAAGGUUUGGGUUCUGACUACACCGUCGACUGCACUAUGUUUGGCGUUCUGUCAAUAAACGACAGCAGCACUGCAGCCUCCAGUCCUUCCCUCCUCCCAGUGAUCCAGCCAGGUCUGAGACACCACAAACUCACCCUCAUCCAUAACCCCGGGCUCAGCGGACUCCUGUCUGCCGAAUCCGCUGGCGAGUCCGGCGAAUCCACUGAGUCCGGUGAGGUGGUUCAAGUGGUGCUUGGGUCACCAACCUCCGUGGCGGCUGACCCUCCCCUGUCUACUCUCGUCCCCGUUAACGCUGUUCUCGACCCGGUCAUGGAGCUCUUGCCAACUCUACCCGUCAACCUGACAGUGGAGGACAAAGACAUAGCUGAUGUCGUGCCAACGGUUGGCUCCAUCCCGACCGCGGGUCUGCCAGCCGGUGAUGACAGCACAAAGGCUGUGGUAGUAAAAAGGGCAGCAGAAUCAGUUAAGCCCGUCAUGCUUGAUGUCACAGAACUGACCCUUCCUGUUCCACAAUGUCCCGGGAGGAUCAGACACUAUUAGGGGUUUGGCGGUUCCUCGUCACAGCGCAAAGACUCCACAGCAUCGCAGUGAGGGCUGUCCUGAUAUACCCCAACAUGUCCUGCUGAGGCCUGGCUUUAUAUUACGGGGAACUAGCUGCAGAACAUAAGCAACUGAAGAUUCAGCCAAAUAUAAACACUGACCGAUCAAUAAAGCUAUCCUUAUGGUUGUAUAUUCUC